Neltuma alba is the source of this 570-nucleotide messenger RNA. RefSeq names its product ethylene-responsive transcription factor 1-like. Gene Ontology annotation, biological process: regulation of DNA-templated transcription; ethylene-activated signaling pathway. Bases 1 to 570 code for a protein of 189 amino acids. Lineage: Eukaryota; Viridiplantae; Streptophyta; Magnoliopsida; Fabales; Fabaceae. The transcript has 2 exons. The record is from RefSeq and is a predicted model, not a curated record. Gene Ontology annotation, molecular function: DNA binding; DNA-binding transcription factor activity.
AUGAACUCUAAUCAUUCUCCUUUCGAAUCACUUCAACAAUACCUGGUCGAAGAAGACGAUCCUUCCUCCUCCAUGACUCUCAUGAAUGGCUUCUUCACUGGCAGCAACCGUACUUCGAAUCUGGACUGUGACAUGGCUUUGCCGGAGCAGGGAGUUAGCAGCUCCACUGGGAACGCGCCACCAAGAUGGAGGAAUUACCGAGGUGUGAGGCGGCGGCCUUGGGGGAAGUUCGCUGCUGAGAUCCGGCACCCGAAUGGAAACGGUGCAAGGACGUGGCUGGGAACUUAUGAGAAGGAAGAGGAUGCAGCUCUGGCUUAUGAUAGAGCCGCUUUCAAGAUGCAUGGUAGAAAAGCCAAGCUCAAUUUUCCUCACCUCAUUGCGCCGCAGCCACCGCCGGAGCCGGCGGCAAGAGUGGUGGCUGGACAGAAACGGCACAGCUCGCCGGAACCUUCGUCGCCGUCAAACAAGACAUCUGAGGAUGAUGGAUCUCAAGGGUCAAGCAAGAAGAAGAGCCUGACUGAACUAUUGAACAAGUUAGCAGCAAAUAGAAGCCAUGUCAGAUUGGGUUGA